Messenger RNA from Vitis vinifera (wine grape), 2132 nucleotides. Its product is annotated as shaggy-related protein kinase kappa. Gene Ontology annotation, cellular component: cytoplasm. Lineage: Eukaryota; Viridiplantae; Streptophyta; Magnoliopsida; Vitales; Vitaceae. The transcript has 13 exons. Gene Ontology annotation, biological process: protein phosphorylation; signal transduction. The coding region runs from base 441 to 1709 and encodes 422 amino acids. Gene Ontology annotation, molecular function: ATP binding; protein serine/threonine kinase activity. The record is from RefSeq and is a predicted model, not a curated record.
AUCACCCGCGGGUAACCAAAGCAGCAUCAGAAUUUCUUGGAGCUACACACCCAAAACACUCCACACUCCAAAAACCGAGAAAACAAAACUCAAAUAUCGAAGGGAAAAAAAAAUAAAAAACCCAGAAAAAAAAGGGAAAAACCAGAGGAAUCUGAAGAAAUUGCUCAAAUUCGACGAUUGAGAAUCUCUUCCAUCGGUCUAUAAGUCGAGUCUCAUCGCAUAUACGCAAACAUCUGGAGUGAAACCGAUACAAAAUUUGGAGGAUUAAGCUCAGCGUACAGAUGCGCAAACUCUGCUUCGAAUCGGCGUUGAAACGCUUCGAGGAUUUUGUUGUUCUAUCAGGAAGAUAGGUGCUUGGAUGGGAUGGAAGGCAGAAUCACAAACAGUUAUAAAGAGGGUUGCAAAUAUUAGUGUCUAUUAUACUCAUCAGGAACUUACACAUGGCAUCUGCCAGCCUAGGACAUGGGGGAGUAGGCAGUUCCAGGACUGCAAAUGGCUUUAAGGGGUCAUCAAGUUCAGUUGACUGGCUGGGGAGAGAGAUGCUUGAGAUGAGAUUGAGAGACAGGGUGGACCAAGAUGAUGACAGAGAUAGCGAACCUGAUAUUAUUGAUGGUGUGGGUGCUGAAGCAGGUCAUGUAAUAAGAACAACUUUUGGUGGUCGAAAUGGUCAAUCUAAGCAGACUGUUAGUUACAUAGCAGAACAUGUGGUUGGAACUGGUUCUUUUGGUGUUGUUUUCCAAGCAAAAUGUAGAGAGACUGGAGAGAUUGUCGCCAUCAAGAAGGUUCUCCAAGACAAGCGCUACAAGAAUAGGGAGUUACAGAUUAUGCAAAUGUUGGACCAUCCUAAUAUUGUUGCCCUUAAGCAUUGUUUCUUUUCUACAACCGACAAGGAAGAGCUGUACCUGAAUCUUGUACUUGAAUUUGUUCCGGAGACUGUUAAUCGUAUUGCAAGGAACUACAGCAGGAUCAACCAGCGAAUGCCCUUAAUAUAUGUGAAACUCUAUACCUAUCAGAUCUGCAGAGCGCUUGCGUAUAUACAUAAUUGCAUUGGUAUUUGUCACCGUGACAUCAAGCCUCAGAACUUACUUGUGAACCCACACACGCAUCAGCUGAAACUUUGUGAUUUUGGGAGUGCGAAAGUUUUGGUAAAAGGAGAACCCAAUGUUUCUUAUAUCUGCUCAAGAUAUUACCGUGCCCCAGAACUCAUAUUUGGUGCCACUGAAUAUACGACUGCUAUAGAUAUUUGGUCUACUGGCUGUGUGAUGGCUGAAUUGCUUCUGGGACAGCCUUUGUUUCCUGGAGAAAGCGGAGUUGAUCAACUAGUUGAGAUCAUCAAGGUCUUGGGAACACCUACCAGGGAGGAGAUAAAAUGUAUGAAUCCAAACUACACCGAAUUUAAAUUCCCACAAAUAAAGCCUCAUCCAUGGCACAAGGUCUUCCAAAAACGUUUACCUCCAGAAGCUGUGGAUUUAGUUUGUAGGUUUUUCCAGUACUCCCCCAAUCUGCGAUGCACAGCUUUGGAAGCUUGCAUCCACCCUUUCUUUGAUGAGUUGAGGGACCCUAGCACUCGUCUUCCUAAUGGCCGUCCUCUUCCUCCCCUCUUUAAUUUCAAACCUCAAGAGCUCUCUGGCAUCCCAUCUGAUAUCCGCACACGGCUUAUUCCAGAACAUGCACGAAAGCAAAACUUAUUCAUGGCUCUGCACACCUAAGCAAAAUCCUGUGUUUCUCCCCUCCUCUGGCAAUUAUCACAACACACCACUUGGGCCUGUCUUGCAUCAAUAUCUGUAAAGUUCCUGUGCUCCCCUUCUUAAUUAUUGUCUCUUGUUUAGUGUGAGAUUGUGUUGCAAAUGUGGUUCCUAGGACAAUUUGGGAGAGCUGAGGCUUUGAGUUUGAAAUAUUGGUGAAGAUACUGUUAUCGUUCUUUUCUUCCUUUUCCUUCCCUCCCCCAUUUUGCAGUUGUUGUUUCCGAAUCUGAAAGGGAACCAGAAACCAGAAUCUAUGAUGUAUAUUUACCCCGACCCUAUCACAGGGGCAGUUCCCGGUGCCAAAAAAAUACGAGGAUGCGAGAAUGUAUGUAUUUUUUUUUUUUUUAAACAUCCUGUAUUGAAUGUAUGAAUCCAUGUUCUUCACCA